Notolabrus celidotus (New Zealand spotty) is the source of this 1351-nucleotide messenger RNA. RefSeq names its product serine and arginine rich splicing factor 3a (gene srsf3a). The record is from RefSeq and is a predicted model, not a curated record. The transcript is spliced from 7 exons. Gene Ontology annotation, molecular function: RNA binding. Gene Ontology annotation, cellular component: nuclear speck. The coding region runs from base 178 to 684 and encodes 168 amino acids. NCBI's taxonomy places the organism in Eukaryota, Metazoa, Chordata, Actinopteri, Labriformes, Labridae. Gene Ontology annotation, biological process: mRNA splicing, via spliceosome.
AAGAAGAAGAAGAAGAAGAAGAAAGGCAUCCUGUGAGCUCGUGCUUUCUUCCGGCUCGGUGCUAACAACAAGUUAAGCUAGCAGCUCAGACGAGCAGAGUUACCUGACGUCAACACUUCAGCCGAGCUGCAGGCACAUCUGAUUGUUAAACACCUCCAACAUUUUGAACUUGUGGAAAUGGCAGACCCUACUUUUCAUAGAGACUGUCCCCUUGACUGUAAGGUUUAUGUUGGGAAUCUCGGAAACCAUGGGAACAAGACGGAGUUAGAAAGAUCUUUUGGCUACUAUGGUCCUUUAAGAAGUGUAUGGGUUGCGAGGAAUCCCCCCGGCUUUGCUUUUGUAGAGUUUGAAGAUCCCAGAGAUGCAGCUGAUGCUGUGAGAGAAUUGGAUGGAAGGACACUGUGUGGCUCUCAAGUGCGUGUCGAGUUAUCCACUGGGGAGAAGCGCUCUAGGAACCGUGGCAUACCUCAAACCUGGAAUAGACGCCCACGGGAUAAUCUUAGGCGACGUAGCCCUCAAGUUAGACGAAGAUCACCAAGGAGGAGGUCCACCAGCCGCAGUCGCAGCAGGUCUCUUUCAAGAGACAAGCGCAGAUAUCGGUCUGUCUCCAAAGACAAGAACCGUAAACGUUCAAAAUCCCUCUCACGAUCAGGGAGUCGUUCCCGGUCUAACGAAAGGAAGUGACCUCAAUCUAUGGCUCCUCUAAAAAUCCAGCGUCGGUUAGGAUCUGCCUUUUAUUCUUUUUUGUCCUGUUGGUCUUUAAGAUUGUGUUUGCCAGCUCAAGACAGUUCAUGGUUGGCCAAGACUCAUUUCGUGCAAUAGCAGUCUUUUCAAUAACCAACAAAGGACUGAACUUUUUUUUCCUUUGAUGGUUCACAUGGUAUGGUUUGCCCAUUUUACUGAAACACAUUUUUUGCCUUGGGACUCACUCUAUAAAGCGUUCGAUAAAAUGUGGUACACUGCAUGUUCUGAAAUGGAAUUCUGGGUAGUUUUGCAUUGUCAUCCUAUUUUUAAUGGUUGGAUUAAAGUUUGUGUGAUGUUUUAAUUUUUUUUGUCUAUUUUUUUUAUUUUUAUUCUUGGUCAACUUUUAAAAUACUUUCAAUGGGUUACUGUGAGCUGUAUCGUUAUGUAAGGAGCCUACUUUAUACCAAUGACAGAAAGCAGAUGGGAAACAUGUAAAUAUUGGGGCUGUUGCUUGCAGGCUGUUCUUAAAGCUUACCACGUGUAAAACUGUAUUUUUCUCUUAACUUUUGCAAAAGAAAGCAUUUACGCCAUUCAUCUUAGCUGGAUUCUUUGAGCUCUGACAGUUUGUCUUGAUGCAACUUGUUCAAUAAAUGUUUUUCCAAGGUAA